AUGCGCCUGCCGACGUUGCUAGUCCUGAGCUUUGUUCUGGAUGUCGCAACCGGUAACAGAACGGCCCAGGCUACGACUGAUAGGGUCAGAAAUCUGCCCGGAGUUUCGUUCGAAACGAGAUUCGAGCAAUUCGCUGGCUAUUUGAAUUCUACAGAUGAUUCCGGGCCAUAUCAAUUGCAUUAUUGGUACAUUGAGUCUCAAACUAGCCCCGCUACAGAUCCGUUGAUACUGUACAUCAGCGGAGUACAAUGCAGUUCAGCUUAUGCAAUGAUGAUGAAUAUUGGGCCAUUUCGAUCUUACGGGGAAGGAAAGCCACUAUACGAGAAUGUUUUCUCGUGGAAUAAGGUAGCAAACCUUCUCGUGAUUGAUCCGCCUGGCAUUGGUUACUCUUUUAAUCCGAAUGAGGAGCUUAGCGACGAAACGAUCGCAACAGUCAUAGAGAAUGCCCUUACCAAUUUCAUCACGAUGUACCCCGAAAGGGCUAACAAUACACUCUAUUUGGCUGGAGAAGGUUAUGCUUCCGUCUAUGUGACGAAGAUUGCAUAUAUCAUUCUCGAAAAGCUGAAACUCGGACGAUCACAAAUGAAUCUGCAGGGAUUAUCGAUUGGAAAUGGAAUGCUCAGCGCACAAACCGAACUCAACACCAUCGUACCUAUGGCUUAUACACAUGGCUUUGCCGGCAAAGAGUAA
This is a messenger RNA of Cylicocyclus nassatus, 690 nucleotides long. NCBI's taxonomy places the organism in Eukaryota, Metazoa, Nematoda, Chromadorea, Rhabditida, Strongylidae. The record is from the annotation of a GenBank genome assembly.